AUGUCGAGGCUGUCCGCACCCAAGCCUAUAAUUGUGGGUGUUUCCGGCGCCAGUGGAUCCAUUCUGGCCCGCGCCACCGUUGAAGCGCUCCUGUUGCGUGAUGUACCCACGAUUGUGGUUUGCACCAAUGCCGCCCGCCUGGUCUGGCAGGAGGAACUCGACACACCCUUCGGGGAAACCCUGUCGGAGUGGCAGGAACACCCCCGUUUCACCUACUAUCCCAUGGGAGACAUGCGAGCAUCCAUUGCCAGCGGGACCUUUGCCACCCGCGGCAUGGUUAUAGUGCCCUGCAGUAUGAACAGCGUCGCCGCCAUAGCCCACGGCCUGGCCGGAAACCUGCUACUUCGUGCCGCCGACGUUUGUUUGAAGGAACGCAGAAAGUUGAUACUGGUUCCCCGGGAAACACCUCUUCACGCCACUCACUUUGGAGAACAUGCUUUCACUCACGCGCGCCGGGGCGGUGAUAAUGCCCCCGGAACCGGCCUUCUAUCUGAAACCGCAGGGCAUCGACGAUAUCGCCCAGUUCGUGGCCCAGAGGGUACUUGUUGCGCUGGACAUUGA
This is a messenger RNA of Geodia barretti, 561 nucleotides long. NCBI's taxonomy places the organism in Eukaryota, Metazoa, Porifera, Demospongiae, Tetractinellida, Geodiidae. The record is from the annotation of a GenBank genome assembly.